Fomitopsis serialis is the source of this 1017-nucleotide messenger RNA. RefSeq lists its product as uncharacterized. The coding region runs from base 1 to 1017 and encodes 338 amino acids. NCBI's taxonomy places the organism in Eukaryota, Fungi, Basidiomycota, Agaricomycetes, Polyporales, Fomitopsidaceae. The transcript has 5 exons. The record is from RefSeq and is a predicted model, not a curated record.
AUGGGGGCGCUCCCUAUAGCAGAGGCGCAGCUGGUCGCGCUCUUCAUGCAAAGUGUAGCCUACGGCGUCCACUUGGUGACGUUCGCUAUCUGCAUAUACACCUGGUUCCGUCGUUCGAGCAACUCCCGGACAUCGGCGUCCACGAUUUGGUUGUGUGUCGCCAUCGCCUUCUUCGUCAUCGGCACUUGCGACGUCUCCUUCAACUUGUACCACAAUCUCAUGGCGUUCGUCCUCCCUGCUACAGCGUCCUCUGGCGCGAAGACUGUUUUUGACGAUGCGGGCAAUUGGGUAAACGUGAUGCGCAGUGUUUGGUUCUAUAUGAAUGCUGCCCUCUCCGACGCAGCCUUGAUUUACCGGUGCUGGAUGGUGUAUGCCAAUUCACGCCAUCGGGCGAUAGUCGGAAUAGUACCUCUAGUACUCUGGCUCGCAUGCAUAGCCUUUGCCGUCACGAUUUUGUACUACCUGAGCACUGUGGGUGCGGAUACCACUAUACCCAUGAUCCCGCAACUGCAACCCUUCCUAUACUCGUUCUAUGUGACGACACUUGUGUUGAAUCUCCUCACGACCGGUCUAAUCAUCGUCAGACUGUGGAAGAUUCAUAGGCGGACUUCAGCAGACUUCGCACAGACCUGGCGCGUUCGAAGUCCGAGUCGACUCAGCUUCGCGGAUAUCAUCUUGAUUAUGGUCGAAUCCGCGCUCCUGUACACCACGACCGUCGUGUUCUGCGUCGUCUUGGAUCUUGCCAGGACAAAUGUGUACUACGGGAUCACCGAUAUCAGCCUCGAAGUCGCCGGUAUCUCCUUCGACAUGAUCAUCAUCCGUAUCUGGACCGGGGUGUCGACGGAGCAGACGCAGGCAUUCGCGGCAACCCUCCCCACCCCGUCAAAAUUGACAAUGGAACGGAUGGAACAGGCAGCCUCUGUUCACUCAGGCUCGACGGAUCUGCGCGUGAUCGAUCUUGCGGUUUCUCGUGUCGAAGUGGUCAAGUGGCAAGGAUCUGACGAGAACCCUGUCUGA